UAUGGCCGCGGCCACGAUAGAAAAUAAAACGUCAACUUGGAUAUUAUUAGCGGUAUAAAAGAAAACUUGUGUUAAUUAAAAUUUUAGUUCUUCAGUUUUUUUUUUUUUUUUGUUUUUUUUAGUAAACAAGUAAAAAAAGAAAAAAUGAUAACUCCGUCUCCAGUUAUUCCGCGUGUUUUUUCCGCUAUUCAAAAUGUAAAUACAAAAGAAUUAGCAAUGUGCUCAGAGAAAGAGGUACGACCAAUUUUACCAUGCUUGGUUAGAAUGAGUUUAAUUUCACCACUUGAUAUAACAAAAGAAUGUGUCGAAGCAAGAAAAGAAAUUUUGACAAUUCUUUCAGCAAUUGAAUCAGUCAAUUCAAUAGUUGGUUUACUGUCAAUUGACUUCCAUGGUUUGGAAAUUGAUGUUCGAAAAGAGCAACAAUUAAGGCAAAAAAUAGGAAACAGUCAAUGUGACAGUAUUCUAGCACAAUCACUUCAAAGUGGACUGGCUCUUGAAUUUGAAAGAAGUGAAGCAUCACGACGUAUUCGUCUUGUAUUGAGUGAAAUUCUCUUUAUUUCGUCACAAAUUCGUGAACAACAAAAAAAUGAGGACUUUCAAAUAAAACAAUCCGAUCUAUUUGACAAUGCUGUUUAUAUGGAAGAAAUAAGUUACGUUAUUUGCAUUGCACUCGCUGAAUUACCCGAUCUUCUAUCGAUUCCCGUUAUUUGUGAAACUCUUCUUCACGUGAAACAUGGUCCCGAAAUAAUUUGUUGGGUUGUUGCAAACAGUCCCGAUAGUUUUACCGAAGUUUGUACACAUCUCAUUGUGAAUGGCGAACGACAAGAGGAAUCAAAUCUUGGAAGUAUUCGAACGCAAGCAUUGACAAUGCUCUGUCGAAUGAAUCCCAGUCAAGCACUCGCCGUUCGUGCAAAAUGCGUUGAACUCUGUCGAAUGCCAGCACUUGCAAUCACUCUCAGUCUUGAAAACGAAUCAAUAAGCAAUUCACCAUAUCAAAGUGAUAUGGUUGCAUUUGUCUCUGGUCUAUUGCUCGGCAAUGAUCAACAAGUGAGAAAUUGGAUUGCCAUGUUCAUUAGAAAUGGUCAAAAACGAAAAUGGGAAUCACACACUGCUCUACAAUCAUUACGCGAGGAAUUAUUGAGAAGACUGCAAAAUAUUGUUUCACACAGUUCAGAUUCACAAUUAGCCGAAUCUCAUGUUGUUCAAGCGAGUGCACUUUUACGACUCUAUUGCGCUCUUCGUGGAAUUGGUGGAAUUAAAUUUCAAGACGAUGAAAUUUCAAUGAUCGUUAAACUAUUAACAUCACAUCCACCACCAUCACCAGCUGGUGUACGAUUUGUUUCUCUAGGAUUAUGUAUGUUAAUCGCAUGUCCCUCGCUAAUAAGUCACACAAAUUUAGAGAAAAAAAGCAUCGAAUGGGUCCAAUGGCUAGUACGUGAGGAAGCAUAUUUUGAAAGUGCAAGUGGCGUGUCAGCGAGUUUUGGCGAAAUGCUCCUACUUAUGGCCAUUCAUUUUCACAGUAAUCAAUUAUCGGCAAUAUGUGAAUUAGUUUGCGCAACACUUGGAAUGAAAAUUCCAAUAAGACCAAAUAAUCUCACGCGAAUGAAACAAAUUUUCAUGCAAGAAAUAUUCACCGAGCAAGUUGUUACAGCACAUGCAGUUAAAGUUCCCGUGACUGCAAAUCUUAAUGCCAAUAUUCCUGGCUUUCUUCCCGUUCAUUGUAUUCAUCAAUUACUCAAAUCACGAGCAUUCGCCAAACACAAGGUACCAAUUAAAAAAUGGAUUUAUCGUCAAAUUUGCGACAGUGUACCACCUUUACAUCCAGUUUUACCAGCGCUUGUUGAAGUUUAUGUGAAUUCAAUUUUAGUAAUCAAUAAUAAAGCAUCGGAUCAUACGAAUAAACCAAUUACCGAAGACGAAAUUCGUAAAGUAUUUCAAAAUAGUGUUUUUGGGGCAAAUUUUGAUUCGAAAAAAAGUGUCAUGAGCAUCGUUGAAAUGGAAACUGAUUAUAUGGAUGUUGAUACAUCGAAACCAUCAUUAACGUCACAAUUAUUAUUUUUAUACUAUCUACUGCUAUACGAAGAUGUGAGAUUAUCAAAUAUGCAUCAUUUUAUAUCGCAAGGAAAAAAAGUCAAAUCAUAUUCAACUGAUUUUUUGUCUGAACUACCAAUUAAAUAUCUUUUGCAACAAGUGCAAAGAGAUCAAAUAAGUUACGCUGGACUUUUUUCACCUCUUUUGCGACUAUUAGCAACACAUUUUCCACAUUUAUCAUUGGUGGAUGAUUGGUUGGAUGAUGAUAUGAUUAAUAUAAAUUCAGUAACAUCGAAUCAAGAGAAAUUGACAAUUAAUGAUGCCUCAAUUAUCGAGGCAUUUGGACAUAUAAAGACAUGUCCCUCGAGAACUGGACGAUUAUUGCGACAACUUUUAUCAAUGAAACCUUCCGAUAUUUGGCCCCACGCUUCAAUUAUUAUUCAUUACUUCAAAGCAAUUCUCGAUGAAAAAGUGCCUAGGUAUAUUCAAGAAUUAUAUAAACAAGUGUGGCUGAGAUUAAAUACAGUUUUGCCGAGAUGUUUAUGGGUUUUGUCGAUAAAUGCUCUACUAAUAGAAAAUUCAACAGUGAAAAAUGUUUUUUUGACACAAGAAAAUAUUGUCCUGGAUCCAUUACAAGUUUUAAGAUGUGAUACGAGAGUUUUUCGAUGCGCACCAGUUCUGUCAGUGAUUCUUCGAAUUCUGCAAGCGACUCUGGCAGCAUCGAGAUCACAACUUUCGAGGCAUAUGCAGGACCGACCGCUGACAGAAAAAAUAGGUCAAUUAACAAGUGAAGCUGAACGGGAAGAUUUGAGAACGGCUUUGGUUGCCGGUCAAGAAAGUGCAGCUGUUCAAAUUCUCUUAGAGGCAUGUUUAGAAACAGAAGAAGAUCGAAUUAUUCCAGGGCAAAUGUGGUCUCUACGAGAAAUAAGAAGUGUCAUUUGUUCCUAUUUACAUCAAAUUUUCAUAGCCGAUCCAUCAUUAGCGAAAUUAGUUCAUUUUCAAGGUUAUCCAAGAGAACUUUUACCAAUCACAGUUUCUGGAAUUCCAUCAAUGCAUAUUUGCUUGGAUUGGAUCCCGGAAUUACUUUCGCAACCAGAACCCGAGAAACAAGUAUUUGCUGUUGAUUUAGCUUCGCAUUUGGCUGUUCAAUAUGCACUUCCAAAAGCAUUGAGUGUUUCGCGAUUGGCAAUUAAUACCUUGAUUACUUUAUUGGGAGUUUUACCAGCCAAGGACAGAGUUGUUCUUUUUAUGCCUGUAUUGUCAGCAUUAACUCGCAUUUGUUUGGCAUUCCCGCCAUUAGCCGAGGAUACGACGGGUUUGUUACUUCAAUUGGGACGUGUUAGUUCUGCACAAGCAGCAUUGGGAGAUAAAUCUGCCGAGAUAUUGUGUCAAGAAGUUAAUGCAACAUUCUCAUCUCUAUUGCAGAAGGCGAUAUUGCAAUCGAGAGUAUAUUGAGUAUUGUUUGUAAAUUUUUUUGUAAAUAAAAAUUCAUUGUAUCAAAAAGAAUACAAUAAUCAAGAAUGAAGAAAAUAAAAACCUAAUUUAUUUCUACGUUUAAAUAAAAAUUCAUGUUUGGGGACAGUUUAUAAUUAAAUUUCUUUUUUUUUUUUUUAUCUCACGAGUUUGAAAUUAAAUAAGGAAUUUUGUUAUUUUUAUUAUAAAAGAAAUUAAAUAAUUGUUUCUUUUUAAAAAAAAAUUGUUAUUUUUUUUUAGAAUAUAAUCACGUAAUUUAAGUAUCAACUAGUCUGUUACGAAUUUGAAAAUAAAU
Molecule: messenger RNA, 3799 nt
Organism: Leptopilina boulardi
Lineage: Eukaryota; Metazoa; Arthropoda; Insecta; Hymenoptera; Figitidae
Gene: IntS2
Product: integrator complex subunit 2
Exons: 5
Coding region: 145-3486 (1113 amino acids)
Biological process (GO): snRNA 3'-end processing
Cellular component (GO): integrator complex
Source: RefSeq, a predicted model, not a curated record